Penicillium cataractarum is the source of this 873-nucleotide messenger RNA. Its product is annotated as sulfotransferase family protein. The transcript is spliced from 4 exons. The record is from RefSeq and is a predicted model, not a curated record. The coding region runs from base 1 to 873 and encodes 290 amino acids. Lineage: Eukaryota; Fungi; Ascomycota; Eurotiomycetes; Eurotiales; Aspergillaceae.
AUGUCACGACACAUUGAUCAAUGCCCAGCUCCGGCCAAGGCCCGACCCGUCAAGGUUGUCGUGGCCAGCCCUAGCCGCUCGGGAACUUUGAGCAUGUUCAACGCGAUGAACAUCCUGGGCUUCAAGACUUACCAUUUCGCCGAGUGCGUUCUCAACAGAGGUCUGCCUCAUCUACAAUUCUUCAACGAGGCACUCAUCGCGCAGUACAAUCGCUUGUCCGGAGUUAAGCGAUACAACAAGGCUGAUUUUGAAAAGUGGAUGGCCGAGUAUGACUGCCUGGUUGAAAUCCCCAGCUACAUGGGCAGGGAUCUCCUCGGAGUGUACGCAGAAGACCCAGACGUGAAGUUCAUCCUGACCGAGCGUUCGCCGGUGAAAUGGGCAAAAUCGGUCAACAACUCAGCUGGUGGCGUGGUCAAAAUGGCAGAGAGCUUCCCCAUGAAUAUCCUGAAGAACUUCGAUCCCACCCUCGGAGAGUUCAUGAAAUCCAAUGUCCUCAUUUACGACGCUCUCGCCCGAGGCACAAGACCCGGUCACCCAGAGAAUGAGGAGGAGCUCUGCAAAUCUUACAAUGACUACAUCAAAAUGGCUAAGGAGGUCAUCCCAGCGGAUCGUCUACACAUUAUCACGCUCGAGAAUGGCGUGGAUUGGGAGGACAUUUGCCCCUUCCUGGGCUUGCCAGUUCCAGACGAGCCGUACCCGAUGCCUAAUGACCCUGCGAACUUUAAGAACCUGGUGGACGGGUUCCUGAAGCCCAGAAUGAGGGCCGCAAUCAUCAGGCUGUGUGUCGUUGCUCUGCCUACUCUCGGAGCUGUCGGCUGGGCGUCCUUCAAGUACGGGCCAACGCUGCUGGCUUCAUUGAAGAGAAUGAUUUAG